Podospora pseudocomata is the source of this 1779-nucleotide messenger RNA. RefSeq lists its product as uncharacterized. The coding region runs from base 1 to 1401 and encodes 466 amino acids. The transcript is spliced from 7 exons. The record is from RefSeq and is a predicted model, not a curated record. Lineage: Eukaryota; Fungi; Ascomycota; Sordariomycetes; Sordariales; Podosporaceae. Gene Ontology annotation, molecular function: oxidoreductase activity, acting on paired donors, with incorporation or reduction of molecular oxygen; monooxygenase activity; iron ion binding.
AUGCUUUGUAACAAUGAUCCAUGGUCAAUAAACAUUUGGGCUGAUACCAACACAAUCAGCCACCCUAUUUUUUGGGUGCAUGCCAGUUCAAAAAUGACCGCCAUCCUCACCCAAAUGCCCCGUCUCUCCCAGCCACCAUUCCGAACCACGACCCUCCACUUUCUCAAACGCAGUUUAGCCACCAUGGGAGCGGUCGAUAUGCCCGGUUUCCCCUUUAAAAGGGCCUCCGGACUUGAUCCUCCAGCUGAGUUUGCCAAGCUGAGGAAGACGGAUCCGGUGUCGAAGGUGAAGCUGUUUGAUGGGUCACCGGCGUGGCUGGUGACAAAGUACAAGGAUGUUUGCCAGGUGGCUACUGAUCAGCGGCUGUCAAAGGAAAGAAGACGCCCUGGCUUCCCGGAGCUGAAUGCCAAUGGGAAGCUCGCUGCGAAGCAGAGACCUACCUUUGUGGAUAUGGAUCCCCCGGAGCAUACCAAGUAUCGUGGCAUGGUCGAAUUCGCCUUCACGACAGAGCACAUCGACUCUUUGAAGCCCUACAUCACCAAGACAGUCACGGAUUUGCUUGACAAGAUGAAGAGCAAGGGGUGCUCCUCUGGCCCGAUGGAUCUGGUUCAGGAGUUCGCUUUGCCUGUCCCAUCUUACAUGAUCUACACCAUCCUCGGAGUCCCUUUUGAAGACCUCGAGUUUUUGACCCAACAAAAUGCCAUCCGCACAAACGGUAGCUCAACGGCCAGAGAAGCAUCUGGUGCCGCACAAGAGCUCCUCAAGUACCUCACCCAACUCGUUGAGAAGCGUCUUGAGUCCCCUAAAGAUGACCUCGUCAGCAGGCUGGUGACAGAGCAAGUCAAGACUGGGAAUCUGAGCAAGGAAGAUGCGGUGCAAAUGGCGUUUUUGCUGCUUGUUGCUGGGAAUGCUACGAUGGUGAACAUGAUUGCUUUGGGCGUGGUAACCCUCUUCCAGAACCCUGACCAGCUUGCUGAGCUCAAGGCCGACCCAGAGAAGUGGGCGGGUCCGUUUGUUGAGGAGCUGUGCCGGUACCAUACUGCGUCUGCCAUGGCCAUGAAGAGGACUGCUAAGGAGGAUGUGGAGAUUGGUGGCAAGAUCAUCCGCGCCGGAGAGGGCAUCAUCGCCUCGAACCAAUCAGCCAACAGAGAUGAAGACAUUUUCUCGGACCCCGAAAGAUUCGACAUGCACCGUAAGUGGGGACAGGAAUGUGCCCUGGGGUUUGGGUUUGGUCCACACCGGUGUAUCGGGGAGCAUCUGGCAAAAACUGAGCUGAUGACUGUGUUUGCCACGCUGUUUGAUAGGGUUCCGAGCUUGAAGCUGGCGAAGCCAAUCGACGAGAUUGAGUACACGCCUUUGGAUCGGGACGUGGGGAUUGUGAAGUUGCCUGUGAGUUGGUAGAUGGUAUCUACAAGAUUUGGGGUUGGUGGCAAGGUAGAAGAUCAAUGCAUGUUGGCUGGCGGGAGGGUCUCUGACGAUGCGAACCUCAGUUAUUUCUGAAGAUUUUUCAAUCUGACUCAUAAACUCCUUGGCUAAGUGGCCUCGAUCAAAGCCAGUUCAGUCGUCAAACCUUGGAAGGAUGUCCUGACGCUGCCUGUUGAUCAUGGACACAGAGGGGUCCUUCAUAGUGUAUGCGCGACAGAACUAAACACAUCCUGGGUGGCGAGUCAAUAAUCAUGUACAUACUCAUAAAGGUUCACCGGAGGAUAAAGUCGGGUCUUUUUCCAUAUCUCGAGCCCCACUUACAACAUCAGUGAGCUAUGUCAAGAGCAUUGCCUU